AGGUAUGUACUUCACGCUGACAUCAAUGUUUUGGAGGCACCUUAUUAUAUAUAUGUAUAUAUAGUGGCGGAUUACUACAAUCCAUGCCACAUGCAAUUAUUUAACCAGCCUCUCGUUGAAUGCUAAUUUCUGAGUCAAACAAUUCGAACUUGUUCAAGUUUUUACUGUUAAUGGCAGGAUCUGAGGCCGCCAAGACAACCACUGUCAUCACCAACACCGACAACACCAUGCCUCAACCAACCAAACCAAUGGCUCGAAGGUUUGUUGGUGUCAGGCAAAGACCGUCGGGACGAUGGGUGGCUGAGAUCAAGGAUUCGUCACAGCGUGUGAGACUCUGGCUAGGCACUUACGAUACUCCUGAAGAAGCUGCCCGUGCUUACGAUGAAGCCGCUCGUGCUCUCCGUGGCGAAAAUGCCCGAACCAAUUUCACAUCGGUUAACCACGGUUCGAAACACCCGGUUUCCGGUUCCUCUCCUUGUAAUAAUGGCCAGCAGCAUGGGCUUAGCUUCUCUUCCUUGAAGGCUAAACUGAGCAAAAACGUACAGAGUAUCAUGGCUAUGAACAGUGAGAACAAGUCGGCGAGAAGUAGAGUGAGUGACCACUUCACUUUUGCCAACAUAUUCCACUUUAGAAACCAUCAUUACCGGAACACGGAUGUUGAUAUGAAAAAUAUUCAAAGAGUGGUGCAACCAAGCAUCAUUGUGCCACACGUGGGCUCCAGCGUUUCGGAUUGUAGCAACGAAUGGAUCGGGUUCCGUCAACAUGGAUUGGAUUCGGACGGGUCGGAUAUCGGUGAAGUGAGCUUCGGUCGUGAUCACCAUGGGUUUGCAGAUGAAAUGAUGGGCUGGGUCGAUAGCCCCGACAAUAAUAAUAUUGGUCCGAGAUUGAUCGAUGAGCAUGGUCAUGGUUCGAGGAGUAAGAGGUUCAAGGUUUCUUCUUCUGUUGUGGUGCCUCCAACAUUUAGUGGGUCGAAGUCAAACCAUAAUUAAAAGCUUAACUACACGUCGUCGCCGUUGUUUUCAGUGAUAUAGAACAUGUAUGUAUAGUUGCAAAAAAACGACAUGGAUCAUGCAAAAGAAGCAAAUUCAUUACACA
Molecule: messenger RNA, 1095 nt
Organism: Hibiscus syriacus
Lineage: Eukaryota; Viridiplantae; Streptophyta; Magnoliopsida; Malvales; Malvaceae
Product: ethylene-responsive transcription factor ERF024-like
Exons: 1
Coding region: 120-989 (289 amino acids)
Biological process (GO): regulation of DNA-templated transcription
Molecular function (GO): DNA binding; DNA-binding transcription factor activity
Source: RefSeq, a predicted model, not a curated record